Molecule: messenger RNA, 4437 nt
Organism: Capronia epimyces CBS 606.96
Lineage: Eukaryota; Fungi; Ascomycota; Eurotiomycetes; Chaetothyriales; Herpotrichiellaceae
Exons: 5
Coding region: 1-4437 (1478 amino acids)
Molecular function (GO): GTP binding
Source: RefSeq, a predicted model, not a curated record
AUGGCCUCGGAGGUUCCACCCCUACGCAUCCAGAAGGGCAGCAAUGGCACUUCGCCAUCCAAGCUGCCCCGAGUAACGAAUCGCCCCUUGUCAGAGCUUAGUCCCAUGGCCAUUCGACGAAACUCUCCGAGUUUUCCUCAAGCCAAGAUCUUGGCCACCGAAACCUCACCAGCCGGAUCGUCUCCAUUCUCGAACACUUCGCCCCUUCUGUUCUGGCAGGGACGGGAUCCCAACUCCCCUGCCAGAGAAAUUCGCAACGGAUUCGAAAGCCCUCCCCCUGCCUCCUCUCCAAAAAAGCGAUCGUCCAUCGAGAACCUGAAGAGGGCCUCUCGAGUCAAGAACAGCAGUAUGUUCGCAAUAGAGCAGAGCAAUCGCUACGACCCCACGCGUCCCGCCAUUCUCGAUGGCCGCCCUCACAGCAUGCAAUUUUCGCGACAGCAAUCGCCUUUCCGGAGCCCCGAUGUGAUUCGAAAAGAAAACGUCCCGCCGACAAUUAGAAACAGCUCUCCGGUUCAUGCUCAUUCCAAGCCAGAGCACCCAGAAACGACCGCGGUGACCAACUCCGUCACACCUCUGUCCCCAAGCAGGUUCAACAGCUCACCUACCAAGUCGUCGCUCUCUAAGAAGACUGGUGCCAAGUUCAGACGAAGUGGGUUUGACCCAGAAACAGGAAUCUGGGAAGACGAGGAUGACAUCCAGGGCAGGGUGCUCCCUGAAGGUCGUGGAUUACACCGUCAUCACAAAAGUGUCACGUUUGACCAGGCUCCACCCCAGGUCAACGAAUACGAAAUGACAACGCCGGCGCCCUCCGAAUCUUGUGCUUCAGGAUCUCGCGAGGGUAGCUAUGAGUCCACCGAGGACGACGAAGAGGAAGAGGCCAACUUGGAACGAGGAUCGUCGGUUGACCAUGAUGACAGCUUUGAUGCUUCGUUGGAAGAUACCGCAAAGACUCCCGUCGUGCUGCCUGAAGAAUGGCGCUUUAUGAGCCCUGAGACGGCCAACACCAACUUGGCCUGUCACGAAGAGGACGUUUUUCAAGAAGAUUGCGGCAGUCCCGCUCCUACUGCUAAGCCUGGUGCAGUGUCCUAUCGACCGCAUCAAACAAGUGCAGGUUCGGUCGACUCCGACGGCCAGGCUCGUCCUCUCCCACCGCUGCCGCCUUCGGGGGCCCACCGCCAUUCAAGAUCUGAGAAUUUGUCGGGCGCCUUUGAACGUAUGAGCAUGGCUCACCGUUCUCUUCCAACCCCGCCUAUGGCUGCGGGAAUCUCUAAGGCCGACAUUCAAAAGAUGGGGACCUCGAGCAACCUCUCCUCCGAGGAUCGACUCCGUCUGAUGGCGCUCCAGGAACAGGAGCGAGAGCGCCGUAUGAGGAGGAUGGAGUCGAAAGAGUCCAGUCCUGUCCGUGAAGCUAGCGUCGAGGAACACUCAAAUGACCAUGGCGAGCCCGGUCCCGAGAUAUAUGAUUCUGGAAACUCAACACCGCAAUUAUCGAGAGCCUCCAUUCUGUCAGGGCUGCGAGGCACAGACAGUCGAGAAAAUAGUGAGGAUGCUCCUGAAGCAUCCAGACGCCGAGAUCAGUCUUCUUUCGAUCCAGAUGUUCCAAUCCCGUCUUUGGAAGACCCCACACAACCGCGGAUUAAGGAGGAAGAUCUGGAAGAUCGGGAUUUGUAUUCCAUCACUGACAUGUACCUUGGCGGGAAUGUGUCAGAAUCAGAGAGCAGCGCCAACCAAGAUGACGAUCAAACAAGCCAGUAUUCUCAAGCGUCUCUCGCUGCGGUACCUCCGCCAACUCUGUAUGAAGGACAAGACACCCCAAAAGCUGAAAGCCCCGUGCGAGAGCAGACUUCCCAGUCCUUGUCAUCUGAACAACGCAUGUCGCUGCCCGAGUUUCCCGAUUUUGGAAAACACAGCAGCUUCGACAUGGGCUUUGGUCCUUAUCUGACGACGAAGCAGCAAGAAAAAGCGCAGCCUGCCGCCAUGAACCCACCAGCGACCGAUCUUCCAGAUCUUGCCGCACUUCGUCAAUCGAUCCAGCAUUCUUACACGCCUGAUAUUCAGACGAAGCGGCCUCAAAGCCCACUCAGACUUGAGCUUGAGAAUGCAGCACCCGGAACUCCCGAGUCCGUUGUUCGACAUCCCACUGCAACUUCAGGCUUCAUCAGCAACCUAGAUGCUAACGCAGCUAACAAGGAGACAGACUCGGAAGCAGAUAGCGAGAGGUCGGUCUCUCCAUCUGAUACUGGUUCUGUGGUGGUCAAUGGAAAGGAGACAUCUCCGGUCUCACCUAUUUCGGCCGAGUUCGAUGAUAAACCUGAGUCUCUUAUGCCCGCCUUUGCAGAAAGUGCAGGUAGCGCCGAAAAGGAAGCCCAUGGCCAGAGCAUGACGGUCGAAAAGAAGCGAGUCAGCAGUUUGGUACCGUUGGAUAUCCCUUAUGAUCAACUAGACGACAGUCUUGGACUAGGCCUGGAGAAGGAGUUUGACCGGGUUGUGGAAGCCCAAAAGGUAGAGUUUGAGCUCUCUUUGCGCCGCCUGUACUACCCUUUCAAUGGACGUUUCCCAUCCAGCGAGAUCCCUGACACGAAGGGUUCGAAAGCUGCCAAUCCCUUCGAGAAUAUCCCCGUGCUGCCCAAGCCCCGUGGAGCUCGCGCUCUGCCAGGCAGAGAUGGCUCUAUUGCCCUCGCGGAAUCUGCUGAUAGAGACUCAUUUGCUAAUCGAUCCGGCCAACUACAGAGAGGAUAUGUGAUGCGACAGAACACCAAAAUCGUGGUUGCAAGUGAACGUAUCACCCAGGAGGAAGACUGCAGAUCUCCCGGCCUUCCCAGUGAGGGUGGGGAGAAUAUGCUAGCAGUACCACUCCUCAAGCCGAACAAGGUCCAGCCGUCUCCUCGCAAGACUAGUCAGCCGACAUGGAGCACCGAACCCUGGAAUGGCAAGAUCAGGCGGAAGAGCAUUCGUGUGGGUGGUGAGAGGGCGGCAAGCAAGAGGAAGCCGGUCGAGAGCGCUGUUCCACCUCUGCCAGGUCAAGCAAGCAAUGUCCAGGAGAGUCUCGAUGCAGUUGCAGAAGACGAACUUGGAGAAGAGGAGGAUUGGGAGGAUGGCGCUGAGCGUGGUCGACUCUUUGUCAAGGUCAUCGGGGUCAAGGACUUGCAGAUGCCAUUCCCUCAACAUGAACGUACCUACUUUGCUCUUACGCUCGACAAUGGGCUGCACUGUGUGACAACCACGUGGCUGAACCUCGCUCGGAGUGCCCCGAUCGGACAGGAAUUUGAACUGGUUGUCCUGAAUGAUCUGGAAUUUCAACUCACGCUCCAGAUGAAGUUGGAAGAACCCAAAGUCGAACGACCCCUGUCUCCCUCCAAGCCGCCUCCUUCGCCCAAGAAGCAGGGCGCUUUUGGAAGGUUGUUCGGGUCGCCCAGAAAGAGAAAGGAGUUGGAAACGAGGGCUCAUCAGGAAGCCCAAACGGGCAGGAGACCUGUGACACCGCCGUCAGCAUACGAACUGGUCCAGGGUCUCGUCGCAAAGGAUGGCUCAUUUGCCCGAGCUUACGUUGCCUUGAGUGAACACGAGAAACAAGCCUACGGCAGACCGUACGUGGUUGACAUCACUUGUUUCAACGAAUGGGCUCUGGAAGAGGUGUAUGUUGGCAGUUCACGAAGCAAAAAGGGCGUGACACAGCUACAGCGACGUCCGCCCUAUGAGAUCGGCAAGCUUGAACUGCAACUGCUUUAUGUGCCGAAGCCAAGGGGGGCCAAGGAUGAAGACAUGCCCAAAAGCAUGAACGGGGCGAUUCGUGCGAUUCGGGAAGCCGAAGAGCGGAUGCAACAGCAGGCUACCAUCAAGAGCUUUGAAGGCUAUCUGAGCCAACAGGGAGGGGAUUGCCCGUACUGGCGACGUCGGUUUUUCAGGCUUGCAGGCACCAAAUUGACCGCCUUUCACGAGACGACCCUUCAACCACGGGCAACCAUCAAUCUUGCCAAAGCGUCGCGCCUCAUCGACGACAAGUCCAGUCUCACACAAAAGGAGACAUCCACCAAGGGCGGCGGCCGACGUAAGAGUGGGUUUGCCGAGGAGGAGGAAGGCUACAUGUUUGUGGAAGAGGGCUUCCGGAUUCGCUUCGCCAACGGAGAAGUCAUCGACUUUUAUGCCGACUCGACGGCGGAUAAAGAUGAGUGGAUGAAGGCACUCUCCCAGGUGGUUGGCACGAAUCCGACAGGAAGCUCGGCCCCGGUCAAGGGCUGGGCUGAAAUGGUUCUCAAGCGAGAGAAGAAAAUGAAGGCCGAAGCAUCCUCGCCGUCGCAUCUACCACGGCCCAGCGGUGGCCACUUGCGGACGGAGACGUACCACGCUGGAACGGGGACGAGUCAGGCGAACAGUCCUGUCAAGUCGAAGAGCGGGCACGAAGCCUAUCAUCGGAAGACCAGGAGUAUGCACGCGUGA